AUGUGGCGAGCGACGAGGCGGUGUCCGCCGCUGCUGCAGUGGCUCUCGUCGGACGCAGCCGUCUCCAAGGCGCCGCGGCAGCGGGUGGCGGCGCUGUGGGGGAACGGGGACUACGGGCGGCUGGGGCUGGGCGCGCUGGAGUCGCGGUGGAGCCCCACGGUCUGCCCCUUCUUCCUCGCCCGCGCCGCCGACCCGCUCGCUUCCCUCGCCUGUGGCGGCGCACACACCCUCUUUCUGACCCAGAGUGGGCAGGUGUUUGCUACAGGGCUGAACGACUUUGGGCAGCUCGGGAUAGGAUCCUCUGUUACACAUACACUGGAGCCUGUUGAAGUUUCUGGAUUUCACGAGAGAGUUGUAGAAGUUUCAGCUGGCAACCAUCAUUCUUGUGCAGUUACCGCGGAUGGUAAGCUCUUUGUUUGGGGCAGAAACUCAGGUGGCCAGCUUGGCCUUGGUAAAGUUGUAUUUGAAUAUUUCUACCUUCAAGAGUCUGAAUCUCUGCUAUCAUUUACUUCUCAAGAGAAAGGUGAAGUCUUGAGUUGGGGAGCUGCUGGUUCUGGUAGGCUCGGGCAUGGCCGUCAAUCUAGCAUCCUGGGAUUUUCUCUGACCUCAAGUGAAUAUACUCCAAGAUUGAUCAAAAACUUUGAUGGUAUCAAGAUUAAAAAGAUAGCUGCAGGAAUGUUGCACUCAGCUUGCAUUGAUGAAAAAGGUACUUUGUUCAUAUUUGGGCAGAAGACUGAGAAGGUGGGAUUUGGAAGAUCAAACGAAGCAUUCAGACCAAAUAUUGUUGAAGAGAUACCAUUUUCAGAAGAAGUUGCUUGUGGAGGUUAUCAUACUUGUGUUGUAACAGAUAGCGGUGAUCUGUAUUCUUGGGGUUCAAAUGAAAAUGGCUGCCUUGGUCUGGGAGGUACAGAUAUGGUUCGCUCUCCAGAAAUUUUGAAAAGCUCGCUAUUUAAACUUCCUGUAUCUAAGGUAUCUUGUGGUUGGAAGCACACAGCUGUAAUUUCAGGUGAUGACAUUUACACAUGGGGUUGGGGAGGCGCCAAUGGAACUUUUUUCAAGAGGGCAUUCUUCCGGUGGACAGCUAGUGAGUUGCUUUCUGCCACUACAAUUGUUUCUACUUGA
Molecule: messenger RNA, 1122 nt
Organism: Miscanthus lutarioriparius
Lineage: Eukaryota; Viridiplantae; Streptophyta; Magnoliopsida; Poales; Poaceae
Source: the annotation of a GenBank genome assembly